Molecule: messenger RNA, 5093 nt
Organism: Oryctolagus cuniculus (rabbit)
Lineage: Eukaryota; Metazoa; Chordata; Mammalia; Lagomorpha; Leporidae
Gene: MAOA
Product: monoamine oxidase A
Cellular component (GO): mitochondrion
Molecular function (GO): primary methylamine oxidase activity; flavin adenine dinucleotide binding
Source: RefSeq, a predicted model, not a curated record
GCGAGAGGCCGAGCGUGUAACCGAAACCGGGAGUUCAUCUGUCCCGGUCCCCAGUUCAGCUUCCAACGUGGGCCAAGCCCCUUCCGAUUCGUCCGAGUGGAGUAUCCAGUCUGAGUGGCGGACUCUUUCCCGUCCGCUUGCCGGCUCCCAGUCGAGCACGACCUCACGGGACGCGCCCGACUCGUGGAGCUCUGGUGUGUCUACCCACUUCAGCCGCAGUGUUAGCCGGGCGACUGAUUCCGACUCCAAGACUGGCCUCUGGGGCUUCAGUACCCACGGCCCAAGGAAUCGGAUCUCUCAGUCAACCACUCGCUCGAACGUGUCGGGUGGAGCCGCCCCUCCCAUUAACGUGGACACCGGCAUCUUGGGGUUGCCGGUAACAGAAACUGUCCCUCUUUCUGAUUCCGUAGUGUUGACACAAGAGUCCUCCCAGCCCUCUUUAUUCAGCACUCCCCCGAGUUCGAUUGAUCUGCGUCCCGCCUCCGUUGAUGAUGGGUCGACAAUAAGCUCUGGCCCGUUCUCAGUGCCGGGAUCCCACUGCGGGUCGAUACAAGAGCCCACCCCGACCUCAGUGCCCGGCUUCCAAUGGUUAUCGGGGCCAGGGCUUCCUACAUGCACUAGCUCUUCACGAAUAGCUUUGCCAACGCCUCCUACAGCAGAUUACACACCCCAAGUGACCGUACAAGGGUUCACCGCCCCCACAGUGCCUAGUCAUCCUUGGGUGUCAGUACUAGGACCCCCUCUACCCAAAUACUUUUCGCAACGAUCAGUGCAAGGGCCGCCUACACACACUAACACACCUCAAGGGUCUGCGCAGCAUUUGGUGGUCAGCAGCCCCCGGGAUUCGAUAGCGGAACCUCCCACACACAGCUAUCCUUCUCAAAUAUCGAUAACAGCGCCUCCUGUUCCCAAUAACACCCCUCGAGUGUCAGUGCAAGGGUCCACGACCUUCUCAAUACCCAGCUCCACCCGGGUAUCUCUAGAAGGAUCGACUCCGCCCCCGGGCUCUCCCCGGGUGUUAACACAAGGGUCUGCCCCGCCCUCGGUGCCUGGCUCCCACUGGGUAUUUGUAAAGAGGCCGACUCCGCCCUCGGGCUCCCCCCGAGUGUCCGAAGAAGGGUCUGCCCCACCCUUGGCAGUCCCGGCUCAUAUACAGUCGCCCCGGGAGAGCCUGAAGCCAAGAAUGGCGAAUCACGAGAAGGCGAUCCACAUGUUCGACGUAGUGGUGAUAGGAGGCGGCAUAUCAGGGUUGGCGGCUGCCAAACUCUUAUCUGAAUAUGAUGUUAAUGUUUUGGUGUUAGAAGCCCGGGACAGGGUUGGAGGAAGAACAUACACUGUGAGGAAUAAACAUGUCAAUUAUGUGGAUGUUGGUGGAGCUUAUGUGGGACCGACUCAGAACAGAAUCUUACGUUUAUCUAAAGAACUGGGCUUAGAAACGUACAAAAUAAACGUCAAUGAGCGUCUUGUUCAAUAUGUCAAGGGGAAAACUUAUCCAUUUCGUGGUGCCUUCCCUCCUGUAUGGAAUCCUGUUGCUUAUCUAGAUUACAACAACUUGUGGCGAACCAUGGACAGCAUGGGAAAGGAGAUCCCAGCAGAUGCACCUUGGCAGGCACCUCAUGCUGAAGAGUGGGACAAGAUGACCAUGAAAGACCUUAUUGAUAAAAUAUGCUGGACAAAGACUGCCAGACACUUCGCCUAUCUUUUUGUGAACAUCAAUGUGACCUCUGAGCCUCAUGAGGUAUCUGCCCUGUGGUUCUUGUGGUAUGUAAAGCAGUGUGGUGGCACCACGCGGAUCUUCUCAAUCACCAAUGGGGGCCAGGAACGCAAGUUUAUCGGUGGAUCUGGCCAAGUAAGCGAGAGGAUAAUGGACCUCCUUGGGGACCGAGUGAAGCUGAAAUGUCCUGUCACAUAUGUUGAUCAAACUAAUGACAAUAUCGUAGUGGAGACAUUGAAUCAUGAAACCUAUGAGUGCAAAUAUGUACUUAGUGCCAUCCCUCCAACCUUGACUGCUAAAAUCCACUUCAAACCAGAACUUCCACCAGAGAGAAACCAACUAAUUCAACGUCUUCCCAUGGGAGCUAUCAUUAAGUGUAUGAUGUAUUACAAAGAGGCCUUCUGGAAGAAGAAGGAUUACUGUGGUUGCAUGAUCAUUGAAGAUGAAGAAGCUCCAAUUUCAAUAACCCUGGAUGACACCAAGCCAGAUGGAUCACUGCCUGCCAUAAUGGGUUUCAUCGUUGCCCGUAAAGCUGAUCGGCUUGCCAAGCUUCAUAAGGAAAUCAGGAAGCGGAAAAUCUGCGAACUGUAUGCUAGAGUGCUGGGAUCAGAAGAAGCUUUACAACCGGUGCAUUAUGAAGAGAAGAACUGGUGUGAAGAACAAUAUUCCGGGGGCUGCUACACAGCCUACUUCCCCCCAGGCAUCAUGACUCAAUAUGGAAGGGUAAUUCGCCAGCCCGUGGGCAGGAUUUAUUUUGCUGGUACAGAGACAGCCACACAAUGGAGUGGUUACAUGGAAGGCGCAGUGGAGGCUGGGGAGCGAGCUGCUCGAGAGAUCUUGAAUGCUCUGGGGAAAGUAGCCAAAAAAGAUAUAUGGGUGCCAGAACCAGAAUCACAGGAUGUUCCAUCAUUAGAAAUCAAACCUACCUUCCUGGAAAGAAAUUUACCAUCUGUUCCUGGCCUCCUGAAGAUCAUUGGGGUUUCUACAUCAGUAACCACUCUGUGUCUUGUCCUGUACAAGUGGAAGCUACUGCCACGGCCCUAACAUUUCAGCCUCAUGCAUUCUACUUAGUCUUACCCAACACCAUAAAAAAAUGUUGGCCAAUUGUAGGCUGUAUCAUUGGGCCAUUUUAAGUGCACUUGAUUUAAUCAUUUGCAUUUAGUCUCAGUCUGUGUUAAUGUAAAAUCCACCCAAAGAAUCAUAUAAUUCAUUUUGGUAAGAUCCAAUUCUACCUUAUUUAUGUAGACUAACUCAUGUUGAUUGAUAAAACUUUCUGAUUGCCUCUUAAUUUCAAAAUGUUAAAGUUGAAGUACUCCUCAGAAACAAUUUCUGUGUCCCGUUUUUCUUCCAUCAAUGUGAAGUGUCUAAUAAUUUCAAAAAUAAAAUGUUCGACUUUCUCCCUGUCAAGGUGGAGUAGGUUAAGACCCAGCCUGUGACUGACCUUUUUCUGUCCUUAAACAAUUGCGAUGCAUUGGUGCAGAGCCUGGAGGCUCAUAGCUUCCUGGAGGGAGCAGCUCCUACUUUGGAUUAGGAAAUAGUAAAUGAAACAGAAUGGGGUAGGGACAUGCAGGCCCUAAGUCUAUGAUGGGGACAUCUUGUAGGCUGCUGCCUCAGGAAUCCCCUCGCCACUUCUAAUUCCUGGAAUGUUCUAGACAUCUAGGUUCAGCACUCUAUCCUAUUUGUAUGUUUUCUUCUUUGACUUCUUCCAGAGGAAAGCACUUACUGAGUUAUAAUGAAAUGGAUUUGUUGGAACUUCUGUGUACCACCCAAGAUGAGCAGCAUAAUAGAGCAGCAAAACUGUCCUCUAGGAGGCCUCCCUGACCAGCCUCCUGUGAGCCCAGCUACAAUGGGCAUCUUCUCUUCUGCCUGGAAGGUGGCCAGACAGCAGUCAGUCCUUGUCAGUGAUAGCAUUUUAUGACGAUGGCAAGAAAGCUGUAUUUCCUUUUUCUCAGGUAGCCCCCAGUUGUCUGAAGGCCCUUAGGGUCAUAUUUUUUUUUCCUAUGACCAUAGAAUUAGAUCUCUUAACUUGCAUAUGUCUUCAGCAUGGCUACUUUGCAUAAAUAUUAGCAUGCCAAUUUCUCUCAAAUGAGUGCUGAAAUAUACAUGAUAAAUUUCUGAUUGUUAUUCAUGAAGACUCAAUACAGAAAGGAAAUUAGGGCUCUAUAUGAUAACCUCAAUUUGCUUCAUUUACUAAAUUUUAUAUCAGAAGCAAAAUUGAGUGAUUUUAUAUCUGAAGACUAUGUUCUCUAUCUUAGGAGUAAUAUGGGCCCAGACCAGUGCCCACUUCUUACCUUGGCCAUUUUAAAAAUUGCCAAAUUUUUUUAAAGCUCCUGCCAAAAAAUUCAAUCAUAAAAUAGUUCUUUUUAAAAAUAUAUUUUUUUUAUUUAAGGAGAAUUAAAGAGUACCAGAGAAAACCAGCCAAACCAAGUAUAUUACUCCAUUAACCUUAUCAGAAAUGCAAAUGUUAGUCUCUGGACCCUGGGUAUGAGGACUUUAGGUCUUCCAAAGUUUUUCCUAUCCUAAGAGCAAAGAGCUGGAUUUUUCUGCCACUCUUUCUUUCUCUUGCAAUUCAAAAGUAUUUUAGCUAACUUAGGAGUUUCAGUAACAUCUUGGAUAUACUCCAGUACCAUAAGGAGUUGCUGAACAUUAUAUCAAACUGCUUUGAGAAAUCUCAUCUCUAAUCUCAUGUAGUUUUUCUGUUCACUUACUGAUUAACCCAGUCCUGACACACCUCUUGGGGAGUGCUUAUUUAAACUUCUGAACUGGUAACAGUUUUAACAGUAAUCAAGUUGGUAACAUAUGUAAGUCUUGCAUGUUGAAGUACUCCAAGUGUGCCAUUUACUAUCUUCUCCAACUUUUUAGAAAACCCAUUGAUUGAUCCUACUUAGAUCAAUUCUAUUAAGCUACAGAUUUGGGUAUCAAAAUGAAUGCCAGUCCAGAUCUGCCUAGACAUGAAAUCAGAGCUGAGAACUCCCACCAUAUGUGAGGGUCAUCCAUUAUGAAGAUACCAUUGAUCUCUCCCAACCAGAGAGACAAAAGACAAUGUAAGAUGCUGAUAGACUUUGGCUCUAUAAGGCAUCCGCUUCACAGUUCUGAAGAUUGAGUUGGCCUCAUUCCAUAGUUAUGUUGAGAAUUAGAUUUUAAAAUUUCAUCUGUUUGUCACAACUGACUGCUAAAUAAGAUCUCAUACUCCACUGAAGAAUAAAAUAUUGAAGGAUUGUAAACCCUGUUUAGUUUGUAAACUUGGUGUCUAAUGUUCUGUGUCUGAAGUUUGUCCCCAGUGCUACAUGUGGGAGUAUGCCCAUGUGUCUGCUUUGUCAUCAAAGUGAGAUUUGCCUGUAUGGUACUGUUUGCUAAUAAAGUAUACUACCACCCCUGA